This is a messenger RNA of Kuraishia capsulata CBS 1993, 3414 nucleotides long. RefSeq lists its product as uncharacterized. The coding region runs from base 1 to 3414 and encodes 1137 amino acids. The record is from RefSeq and is a predicted model, not a curated record. Lineage: Eukaryota; Fungi; Ascomycota; Pichiomycetes; Pichiales; Pichiaceae. The transcript has a single exon.
AUGACUGACCAAUCGGCUCCAAGAGCCUCGACAAAUUCAGUCUCUUCUGGAGCCGACCACACGCAUACACUGGCCGCGGACGACGGAACGGUUUACGUGUUACCAUCUCCUCUGGAACGGGCCUUUACCUACACCACACACAAUAAUAGCACUCUCAGUGUUGAUGGUGGGGAUCCCUCGAUCCUACGGUCAGGUGGACAGGUUUAUUCAGAGGAUUCUGGAUCAAGGCCGCGACUUUCAUUAGCGUCACUGGAUGGACCUCUGGAAGAGGCCACGAAUAUCUCAGCCCAAGACCCGUUUUCUGAAGAGAAUACUAGUACACCCCAACAAAUAAGCAUUGACGAAGGAGAUGGAUUUGUGGAGUUCCAUAUGGGAGGGGAUUCUAGUGUGGUGACUCGAGAUCCUCGUGAACUGGAACGACUCGAGAAACGGUUGCCUCAACUGGUGAGGCUGGGAAAGGGAAGCGGCAGUUCGCUGGAUCUUUCUCGAGCUCCUCAAAAUGUAGGCGAAGAAGAUAGUGGUGAUUUGAAGCAAUCUCGGAUUGAGAGUAUAGAAGAAGGACCUCACGACUCGGAUUCAGACUCGGAUUCAGACUCCAAUUGGCAGCAGAUGGACACGAAAAUCUCUUACGACAUCUACAAUAGCAAGGGCCAGAAAUUAGAAGAUCUGGUGAAUCCUUCGGGUGAGUCUCUGGGAAAUGAAGACGGUGCUACGAAAGGAUACACGCGAGUGGCCGCUCAAGAGCAGGCCACUAAGUACUCGAAUAUCGACAAGGAGUUUGCUUUCUUAUUCAAAAACGAGGGCUCCAACCUCAAGACGCUACAUGAUGAGAAUGAGCAGUAUCAAAAAGAAAUCGAGGAAGAUGUGAAAGGAAAAGAAAGCGACAACGACACAGAAAACGACACAGAAACACACUCCGACUCGGAAGAAGACGAUACCUUCGUCAAGGAAUCGAUGUCUGCUGCUACCCAGCUCCACUCAACCAAGAAGAUCCUCAAAGACUCCCAGAAAAUCGCUUACGUUGGGUUGGUUCGUCUCGUGAUCGUGGAUAUGGCUACUGAUCUGGCCAUGAUCAGAAGCACCAACUCGAUCUCCACAAUGAAGAAACUGAGUGCUGUUCAAGGCAGUUUCGAGAACUGGUCAAUGAAGAUAAUGGGAAGACUGUACACUCAUAUGGAUUUGAGUACGGAAGAAUUGAAGAUGAUUGAGACGUUAUCAGCGCAUGGAGUCGAGCCUCGUGAUCUGGUUCCUAGUCUGAUAACUUCGGAAACGGUUCUCAAUCCGUUGCAUGAAAAAGAAAACACGGAUAAAGUUGAAGCAGGUUCAGAAGAUGCUGCAGAUGCUGCAGGUACAGUUGAUUUAAACGAUCCCGGCAUUAUACGACCAGAACAGAUCGCCAGCAAAAAGACCUUGGAUAUCGAUGUUAGAUGGACUGUCGUCUGCGAUCUCUUCCUGAACCUUUUAGCAGAUUCGGUCUAUGAUUCACGUUCCAGAACGCUUCUUCUUCGAUUCGGAAAGCAUCUUAACAUCUCCAGUCUGGAGAUAUCUCAGUUUGAAAGACGCAUCACAGAUGCAAUGGAGAUCGAAGAGAAUGCUGAGCAGACCUGGAACGAACGAGAGAUUCUGAAUAUCCACCGCAAGCGUUCCAAGAAGCGCAAAUAUGUGGCCAUUGGUCUGGCCACUUUGGGUGGUGGUUUGGUAAUUGGACUGUCUGCUGGACUGCUGGCUCCGGUCAUAGGAGCCGGUCUGGCAGCCGGUCUUUCAACUGUGGGAAUAGCUGGAACCUCAGGGUUUCUUGCCGGGGUUGGUGGAACCACCAUCGUGACCACUGGAGCCGUUAUUGCUGGUGGAAAGAUUGGUAUGAGCGGAAUGAGCAAGCGAGUGGGUUCCGUGAAAACUUUCGAAUUUAGACCUCUCCACAACAACGGAAGAGUUAACCUGAUUGUGACAGUCUCUGGAUGGAUGAGCGGCACUCUUGAUGAUGUGCGGUUGCCCUUCUCGACCGUGGACCCAGUUAUGGGCGAUCUGUAUUCGGUUCUGUGGGAGCCGGAACUACUCACUUCCAUGGGUCAGACUAUCAACAUUUUGGCAACGGAGGUGUUGACACAAUCCGUUCAGCAGAUCCUGGGAAGCACCAUCAUGGUUGCGUUGAUGUCUGCUGUUCAAAUACCGCUGUUGCUAACGAAAUUGGGCUAUUUACUUGACAAUCCGUGGAACGUUUCACUGGACAGAGCUUGGUCCGCAGGACUGGUUCUGGCAGACACACUCAUCAACCGGAAUCUGGGUGUACGGCCUAUCACAUUAGUGGGAUUCUCUCUGGGUGCAAGACUCAUAUAUUCGUGUCUCUUGGAGCUGGCAAAGCAGGGUGCUCAAGGCCUGGUUGAGAACGUGAUCAUUUUUGGAGCUCCUGUGGUUCACAAAACUGACCAAUUGGCCCUGGCGAGAAGUGUUGUCAGUGGAAAAUUCAUCAACGGAUACUCCAAGCGAGACUGGAUUUUGGGAUAUCUGUUUAGAGCAACUUCUGGUGGUCUAGGAACCGUUGCUGGUUUAUCCCCAGUGGAGGGUAUAGCUGGAAUUGAAAACUUUGACUGCACUGAGUAUGUCGAGGGUCACAUGGAGUAUCGUAAGGUGAUGCCCAAACUGCUGGCACAAUUGGACUGGGAAGUGUUGGACGAGGAGUUUGUUGAGAUCGACGAGCCUGAUCUGGAGCAGUCUGAAAGGCAGAGAAAGCUGAUCAGUGACUUUGAGGUGGCACGUGAGAAGAUGCAAAACCAAUCUAAAAAGCCCAAGGGUUGGGUUUCGUGGUUGAGACCAAGAAAGAAGGAGUGGUGGGAGCUGUAUGAGGAGGGAAAGCAGCAGAUUGAGCAUGGCGAAGGUUCGUCUAAUAACGAGGAUGCGACUCAAGUGUCUGACCCGGAAUCGGACGUGAUGUUCGAUCUUGGUGCAAUCAAAGACGAAGUGGCCAUUAUUGAGAAGGCCAGUGAAACCAAGAGCUUUAAACUUCAGCCUAACACGGUCCUCCUCCCUCCCAUGGAUACCAGCAAGAAACUUGCUGAGGAAGAGGAGGAAGAAGACGAGAUCAAGUUGGACAAAGAUAUGGCCAAAAACCGCAAGUCCCACGCAAUUUUUCAGCUAUCUCCUAAACGGGUGAACACAGAAGGGUCUCUAGAUAAUGACCCAGCCCUACGGAGCUUCAAGACGAGAGACCAUGGUCACGAGUCCAUGAGAUCGCCUUCUUUGAAUUUGAAUGUGAUGGAGACUCGCGAAGGUACUCGCGAAUGUGUGGGAAAAGACGAGGAGGUGGAUGAGCCAAAUGAAGUUGAAGAAGCCGCACCGGUUGCAGAACCGCAGUUUGAGUAUCCAGACGACGACGAGUUUGGGGCUGGUGAGAAUAUCCAGAUGACAUUUCAAUGA